Molecule: messenger RNA, 613 nt
Organism: Staurois parvus
Lineage: Eukaryota; Metazoa; Chordata; Amphibia; Anura; Ranidae
Source: the annotation of a GenBank genome assembly
GGCACCGAAUCACCAGGCACGACAGUGGACUCUGACUCAAUUGGCACGACAGCGGGCACCGGGUCAUCAGGUACCGGAUUGUCUGGCUCGACAGCGGGCAUCGUGUCACCAGGUAUGACAGCGGGCACUGGGUCACCAGGCAUCAGGUCAUUUGGCUCGCCAGCGGGCACCACGUCAUCUGGCAAGGCAGUGGGCACCGAGUCACCAGGCACGACAGCGGGCUCUGAGUCAACUGGCAUGACAGCGGGCACCGGGUCAUCAGGUACUGGAUUGUCUGGCUCGACAGCGGGCAUUGGGUCACCAGGCCUAAUAGGAUCGUCAGCUGGAUCAGUUCAUCAGGCUGAAUGCAGGCAUCCGGCUGAGUAAAGGCAUCAGGCUGAGUAGAGGCAUCGGGCUGAGUAGAGGCAUCAAGGCAUCAGGCAGAGUAGAGGCAUCAGUCUGAGUAAAGGCAUCAGGCUGAGUAGAGGCAUCAGGCUGAGUAGAGGCAUCAGGCUGAGUAGAGGCUUCAGGCUGAGUAGAGGAUCAGGCUGAGUAGAGGCUUCAGGCUGAGUAGAGGCUUCAGGCUGAAGAGAGGCAUCAGGCUGAAGAGAGGCAUCAGGCUGAGUACAGGCAU